Molecule: messenger RNA, 1433 nt
Organism: Quercus lobata
Lineage: Eukaryota; Viridiplantae; Streptophyta; Magnoliopsida; Fagales; Fagaceae
Gene: NAC058
Product: NAC domain containing protein 58
Exons: 3
Coding region: 97-1056 (319 amino acids)
Biological process (GO): regulation of DNA-templated transcription
Molecular function (GO): DNA binding
Source: RefSeq, a predicted model, not a curated record
UUGGUGAUGUUAUCAAGCUAUAUUUCUUUUUAAGAGCAUCAUCAUCAUCGUACUCUUCAGCCUCAUCAUUUGGCUUCCAAAUACUAAAGAUCAUAUAUGGAGGAAAGUCUGCCUCCUGGCUUCAGAUUCCACCCCACAGAUGAAGAGCUCAUUACGUAUUAUCUAACUCGCAAGGUUUCUGAUCUUAGUUUCACGUCAAAAGCUAUAGCCGUUGUUGAUCUCAACAAGUGUGAACCUUGGGACCUCCCAGGCAAGGCUUCCAUGGGCGAAAAAGAAUGGUACUUUUUCAGCAUGAGAGACCGAAAAUACCCAACAGGUCUUCGAACCAACCGAGCCACUGAAGCAGGCUAUUGGAAAACCACAGGGAAGGACAAGGAAAUAUUUCGUACUGGAGUGUUAGUUGGGAUGAAGAAAACCCUAGUGUUUUACAAGGGAAGAGCUCCUAGGGGUGAGAAAAGCAAUUGGGUUAUGCAUGAAUAUAGGCUAGAAAACAAGCAUCCUUUCAAAUCGUCAAAGGAAGAAUGGGUGGUUUGUAGGGUUUUCCAAAAAAGUGCAAUGAAAAAACCACAGCAGACACCAUCAACGCUGCCAUCUCUUGAGUCUCCAUGCGAUACAAACUCUAUAGUAAACGAGUUUGGAGACAUUGAGUUACCAAAUUUGAAUAACAUUGCAAAUUCAUCAAGUGGGUUCAGUAACAUAUCACCGCAUAGUUACAACAGCGACAAUAAUAAUAUUAAUAUGAACAUGAACUUGAACAUGAAUAAUUGGGCUGCAGUAAGGGAAGCAGCUGCGGCUAGUCUUCCAUCACUCUCAUGGCCUUCAAGCUUGCUAAGCUCUGGUCUUUCCGUGAAUUCCUUGCUUCUCAAGGCAUUACAACUGAGAAAUUAUCAACCAAGAGACGCUACAAGUACAGAUUACUCGUAUAUGCCACAAGGGUUUUCUCAGUUUGGAAGUGAGCAUUUAAGUUCAAAUUUGCAAGCUUCUUCCUCUAAGGUUUUAGAAUCUGUGCAACAACAGCAAUCGGAGCAACCAUUCAAUAUGGACUCCAUGUGGUGAAGCAAUCUUAAAGUGCGAGAACUAACUUCUUGUAAACAUUUCUUCUGUUUAAACCAUAUAUAUAUAUAUGACCUAUCGACAAAUGGAAAUAUUACAUUGUAGUCGCAAGGUUAUUGAUGGGGCUAAGCCCAUGCCACUAAUGUUGUAUUGUUGUUCAGUUCUUCUAGAUAGGUAUGUUAAAAUAGGGAAGCUUCUCUGGCCAUCUGUUCGUGGCUCUGUCUAUCUUCAAUUAAGUUGGUCUAGUUCGAUGUCAAAUAGGGGAAACUCCUCCCCAAUCCUUGUUGUUAUGUACUACGUAGAACUUUUCUGUCUAUACUCGUUCAUUGUUGAUGAAUAAUCCCAAGAAAAGAAAGCACUGUUGGCUGUUGGGUGCAUUA